AUGAAUGGAACCCGAUUAGAGGAAUUUGCUCAGGAAUACUCUGUUAAUUGUACACUUUGUGGAACAAUUAUUACUACGGAAUUGGAACAUGAAUGUAUUAUUGGAUACAAUUUAGGACAAAUACAUCCUGAAAUGAUUCCAGAAACUUUAUGCAACGAAAUAUUCUGGAAUAUACCAGAAGAAGUACAGCGAAAUGACGAUGCUUGUUUAGCAGCA
Funneliformis geosporum is the source of this 216-nucleotide messenger RNA. The record is from the annotation of a GenBank genome assembly. Lineage: Eukaryota; Fungi; Glomeromycota; Glomeromycetes; Glomerales; Glomeraceae.